Molecule: messenger RNA, 144 nt
Organism: Clonostachys byssicola
Lineage: Eukaryota; Fungi; Ascomycota; Sordariomycetes; Hypocreales; Bionectriaceae
Source: the annotation of a GenBank genome assembly
AUGCAUUUCAUCAAGGCCGCCAUCUCCCUCUUUACUCUCGCCGGCUUCGCCAUGGCCCAGCAUGACCAGUCUGGUCUCGAAGCUCGUGAGGCCUACCAACAGUAUCUCGCAGAGCGCAAUGAAGUAUUCGCUCCAGGGCCCUAG